UUGGCCCUCAGCAACACACCUCCUUCCAUCACACUACGCGGUUGCUAGGCAACAGAACUCUGUGGGGGUUAGCGAUUGGUGGGAGGCCUUUGAAUUAGUGGUGAGAAUACUUGUGUCAGCACACAGUGUUCCGGCCAUCCUGCAGCCUACUACUGCUGUCCAUCAGGACACGGAAGACCCUCAAAUUAGGCAUGAUAAACAUCGUCAAAGUGAGCACAUUUAGUUGUUCUAAAUAGGAGAGCUUGGAGGGAGUAUGAAAGGCAUUGUGGUGCCCAAGUGUUUCUGUGUGGGUGGCUUCCUCCAGCCUCCUUCAGGCUCUUGCUCCUUUUCUGUGCAGCAACAAAUUCACCAAUAUUUCACCAUAUAUUUUACUGCAGGCAAAUGUAUUUAUCAUCCUUUCUUUUUGAGCUUCUUUGAGAUGUUUGCAUGCACACACAUUCAUUCAAUGUUAAUGAGGUGUUUUCAACUUCUGCAUUCCUCAACAUCCCUGGUGAUGGUUUUAUCUCCACUUUAAGCAUCUUCCAAUAUUUCCAACAGUCUAUUGCACAUUGGUUCCCCCCUCAAAGCCCAAGCGUGGUUUCCAGGGAAACUGGAAAUGUGAAGCUUUUCAACAGGCACAGCAGCCACGGUUUAAAGAGCGACGAUUGCCUCAGACAGAUUCUUCUAGAGACAACCCUGUAACCAGCACAGCAGUCAAGAGCAGGGAGAGAACGCCACACAUUUCAGGGGCCAUCAACAUCAAGUUUGGACCAUGUUUGACCUGAAUCUGACAAAGAGACUUGCCGAGGCUUCAUCAGUCUGAUUUGAGCGCUCUGGAAUAUCUCCUACUUUCAAUCAGGGACAAAAUGGGAAGUCUGAAGAAUGAGACGCAAGCUUUUGACAAAGAGGACGGAGAGCAUUCACAUGGUGACACUGUGCUUGAGGAACCCGUCAAGAGCACAAACCAACAAUCAUCAGGUGGAGGGGGCGGUCAGACAGACAUGCUUCAUAAUGCAAGCCAUGCUGAUGAGAAAAGCUUGGUGGAAACAAAAGAUCAAGCUCAAUUAGGGAGGGAUGGUGACCAGACUGAAGCUCUACCCAUGAAUCCUGAGGAUGACAGAUCAACAGCAACUGAGAGGCCCCUCAACUGUGGAAACGAUACAAACAUAUCUGAGGACAAAGUAUUGUUUCCUUUGCCAUCAACUAUGGACCCUUCUGACCCAAAUUCCCCCGCACCUUUUGGGCAGCACCAUAUGCGCACGCAGGUCAGCCUGGAGGUGGUCCAAUGUCACUCAACAGCCACCAGCCCCAUGACUCCACCUGAAGGGGGACAUUCCUUCAUCUUUCCAAGCUCCUUGAUGAGUUCCGGCACUGUGGGAUGCUCUGAUAGUAAAGAUGCGGAACUGCAGGUGGGUAAGCAAGUGGAGUUCUGCUCGGUGGCCACAUCCCCUAUGACUCCAAAGACGCCCUCGACCACAGCUUUCCCAGUACUUACUGGGAGUGCAAAGACAACAAAGAGUUCAGCAGAAGUUCCGUCUGAUAAAAUCAUCAACUCAGAUUCUUUUCCAGAAAGCUCCACCUGUUCUGCUUCUGCUGGGUCACGCUUGGAAGGUAAUAACAAGCUGUGUAAGCCACAACAGAUGGGAAGUAUGGACCAAGACAUUACAAUCCUAGUGACCCACUAUGAUAACACUCGGGGCGAAGAGCAGGAGGAGUCAGCUUGUUAUCCCGUAGAGCCAGAAAUGGUCAAGCUUGAGGAAAGUCAAGAAGAUGACAAAAUCCAAACAAGUGACACAGAAGGAGACCAAACACCUUCAAAGACAAAUGUCAAACUUAACAAAGUGGAGGAGAAAGAUGUGACAAAGCCUCCUGUCCCUGAAUCCCCAGCGCCUGUUGGCUUCCACAACAUUCGCACACAAGUGAGUCUUGAAGUGGUGCAGUGUCACUCAGUGGCCACCAGCCCUAUGACGCCUCCUGAGGGUGAUUAUGCCUUCCAAUUCCCAAGUCCUAGCAUAGCAAAAGACGCAGAGAUGCAAGUGGGCAAACAAGUGGAGUUUCGCUCUGUUGCUACAGCACCAAUGACGCCAAGAACGCCCACCGUCACAACUUUUCCUGAGAUAAGAAAAGAGGCUAGCAUUGGGGAGAACAUUGUGGAGGAGGAGGAGGAGGAAGAAAGGCAAGAAGAAGUUAAGGAAAAGGAGGAAGCAAGUGAGGAGAAAAAGGUGGAAACCACUGAGGAGGACAACAACUGCAAGGAGAAGAGCGAGGAGGUGGUGCAGGAGGUGAGCUGGGACGAGAAGGGCAUGACAUGGGAGGUGUACGGGGCUGUGGUGGAAGUGGCUGUACUGGGCUCGGCCAUCCAGAAACACCUGGAGAAACAGGUGAAGAAACAGAAGAGGCAGCCCUCGUUGCCUCCCCCUCCUCCGCUCAACCCCUCGGCCAUGCCUCUGACCCCCGAGGCCACACAGGGGGGCAGGAGCCGGGCGGCCAAGAGGGGUGAGCGAGAUGACAAGGUGGGCCGGAACAGAAGAAACCCCUUUCGGCAUCUGAUGGAGAACAUGCAACAGCCACAUUGUUGCUCUCGAGCGCACACCACAGAGUGAUUUAUGAUGAGCCAUGUCACAAGGAAAAGGACUACAUGAUGCCUAAGUGUCACAGGGUGUUACACACCCUGUGACACUUGAUUUUUGGGCCGGCUUUAUCCUGUGUCAUUCACAAACCACUGUCACUUAAGUUAAACUUACCCUACAUUGUGUCUGCAGAAUUUCAAAAAACUUGAUGCCAUUGAACCUCAGAAGUCGAACACAAUCUGUUCCGUGAUUCUGGUUGACUUCAAAGUCUAUUUUUCAAUUUAUUUGAUUAACGUAAUGGGGGGUAAAUUAAUUCGGUAUAGGCUCUAACUGGUGCCGUCAAAAAAACCCAAAGUGAAACCAAAGUGAACCAAACUAAACAUGUUCUUUUUAAUUAAAUAAAAUAAACAUCAAGUAAAACUACGAGCUCUUUGAUUGUGUUUGCAGAGAAGAUUCUGGAAAAUGAGCAGGCUACAUAUAAACAUUUCAUUAGCUUUGCGGUUGCUUUGUUUACUUUAUUUUAUUUGAGUUUAUUAAUUAUUUAACAGGGACAAUGUGCAAACAUACUAAUCUUUACAAAAAGAUGAGAUGCGAUUUAGCUACAGCUGCUUUCCAUCUGCAGUCCCUGGGCAGGUAGGUUAAAAAAUAAAAUCAACAAACCGCAAUCAAUAAAAUACACUCAACAUUCCUACAGUACAGUAUAUCCAACCGUAUAGCCAUCUUCAACCAUUCACACAACACCUCAGUCAACAAUUUAAAAUGAAUACAUCACCGUACUUUGCAAAUGACCAUAAGUAUAGUUAAUGUUGACAUUGCUGACUUCCCAGGAAUACUUUUGUACUGGUUAAGUCAUUCAUACCGAAAAUAGAUAGGUUGUGAAAUAGGAAAACACAGCACAGUAUUUGUUGGCAAGCCGGUCAGUUUCAUGCUAGUCCUGAGCCACAAUGCGUGCAGCUACAUACAUCCAUGUUAGCAUCUGCUUUGCAAUACUAAUGCGUGUAAGUAAUGUACCGUAUAUUUAAUUAACUGUAUCGUUCAUAUGUACAGCCAGACACUUGCAUAUGUCACAGUAAGUUCCAUAUCCGGUUCUAUGGGUCACAAUGUUCAUCUUUUCCGAUAGUGGUACCCUUCAGCAGAGUUGGGGAAAUUACUUUUAAAAAGUAAUUAGUUAUAGCUAGGGGUAUUCAGAUGUGAUAUUGAUCCGAAAGCCGAGUGUGACUCAAGGCUGCGAAAUCUGUAUUGUAACAAAAGUUAAAAUGUUUUAUGGGGACACCCCUAGUUAUAGUGACUUAUAGUUGCUUUACCAAAAAAGUAAUUGAAUUACUAAUUAAUUACUCAUUUGUAAAUGGAGUUAAUUACCAUGAAAAGUAAUUACUGCAUUACUUUUUUGACAAACUGCAAAUAUGUCAAAGAAUUGGGAAUUACUGAAAGAUGUUUGAUGAGAUUGGAGUCACUCACAAUAGGACUUAAUGUACACUUCACAUGUAUAUUCUUGCCUUUUACAUCUAUGAUGAAUUACCAGUACUACUACUUUUAACUUGACAGACCUUUCCGGCUCACCAUUGUUGCAUCGAGUUCCCUGAGUGACGUUGGCGAACGAGUCAAAUCUUUUGAAUGGUUCUUUUGAGUGAACAAUGACAAACGUUUCCCCAGUUGCAUAUAAAAACGACUCUGUAUUAUAUUGUAUAUUCUUAUAUAGUCGUCCCUCGCUACACUGCGGUUCGAAGAUGGCUCCCUUGCUCUAUCACUGUUUUUCAAAAAAUGUAUUAAUAAAUAAAUGAUCACUGUUUCGUGGUUGGCUAUGGCCUAUUAUAGGUAAAAACAUAUUGAAAGACAAGUCAUAUGUAGUAUUCUGUUCACUUGGCGUCAGUGUUACAGUCCUACAUGACAUAGUGCAAAAAAGUUCUCCUAUUCUAUUACGCAUUUGCCUUUUUACUUUAUCCUUCUUCCCCACUUAGUGUCAGACUUACUCACGUACUCUUAAUUUUAGAAAAAAUAAAUUGGAGGCUAACCAGUUAGCUCGGUAGAUUCCUAUUGUUAAAGCGGCAGCCCUCUCUUGUGUCCCGUCAGAGAUCCCAUAGCCUGCGCAUAAGCGGUGUGCAAUGUGGUGUAAACAAAACUAGCAGUAUUGUCGGAGUGUACGUCUAUAUACGGCAGAUUAAUGUUAUCAAUCAAGUGACAAAGUUCAUAGUGAGGAUGGAUGAUAGGCUCAUGUCGAUCUUUUUUUAAUGCCAUGCGAUCAACCCACAUUACGUUCGAGAUACUGCAACAACAGGGAACUUUCCCAAUGCUGGGGGUGAGUUAAUGUCUUAUUAUUGCUUAAUAUGACUACAGUAUAAGGGUAUUAUUUAAUGUCUACAGGGCCCCAAUGAUGUUAAAAAACGUUUUUUAGAAGGUCAUAAACAGGUUUUCUAUGCUUUAAGUAUGAAAAUAUUACAUUUAUUAAUAUUGAUUCCUACUUUUCACUUAGCAGUUAACCGCGACAAACGAGGGACGACUGUAUCUACAAAUCAGUUCUCAACGGUACACAUAAAAGAGCCGUUUGAAAGACGUGAUUCGGCCACGAACGUAACAUCUUUAAGAGUGAACUGGCUAGAGGAUAACAGCUGUUCGAUAACAGUGCAAAAUAACAUUUCACUGUCGAUAUCAGCAACUGCGUUGUAACAUUUGAAAUAGUAAAUAAAUACAUGACUCUUUACUGGAGGAAAACAGUAAUGGUGUUGGUAACUCUGCCCUCCAGCGGUAACACUUAAAAAAGCAAAACACAACAAUUAAUUAUGUAGAUGAUGUAUGUGCUGUAGCGCCACAUGAUUUGCUGAUGUGACGCAUGCUUGUUUCAAAUCCAAGUUUUAUUUGCAUUUUUUUCAAGGCCUUUUUGGUUGGAACCCAAAUUUGGAGGUUCCACUCCAUAUUGAUGUCAUUGUUAGCUAUUCUCCUUUAAUGCCCGCCUUCCUACCGUGAUCUUUCAAUUGUCCACUUUUAUCUGCUUUUUUUGUUGAAGCACUUCAGACAUGAGCAUGAAACCAUGGCAACAAGUUCCCCGUCUCCUGGUUGCUAACAAGCUGCAUGGAUGGAGAUGGAUCAGAGAGUCACGGCCCUGAGGUCGAUGAGUAAAAUCAAGAGGUCGUGUCGUGAGGGAUGUGAAAUACAAAUGGAUCUAAAUGUCAGUUCAGGCUUUUGUAUGUGGUCCCGUAUUCUGCUUUUAAACUUGGAACCAUUUUCUGACUUGUUUUGUGGAAAAGUAAAGCACAAAAGCACAAUCAUGAAAGUAUGCCUUCAGCUAUGCGAAUCUUUUGUUAUUCUCACAGCAGCUUUUACCAUUGUUAUUUAGUUGUAAUAAAGUGAAGCAAUUAUCGUAUCUUAAAUGUAGUUUAGUUUCAGAAUUGUCGGUCCUUGAUGUUGUUGUGCAGACAAUUAGAAUCACAUUUACCUUUAAGGAAUUCGUUAAUUUUUUGCACUUUUAAUACAUUCAUUUUGAUGUGACCAAAUCUUUUCAGUGCUACUUGUAAAGAGCUGACGCAGCAUGAAGAUGCAAAAAGUAAACAAAAAGACCUUCAUGCACAACCUCAUGUCAUCCAAUGAGGCAAUGCAAUACACUUUUCUUUUUAUGUUUCAGGGCAGCAUCACUGAAAUUGUGUGCAUUGUGCGUUACUAUUAUGACAUUAUUUUCAUUUCCAAUGAAAAACGAUUUUCAAAUUACUGCUUGACCAUGUAUGGACAAAAAAAUAAAGCAAUGUGCACAAGCCA
Dunckerocampus dactyliophorus (ringed pipefish) is the source of this 6296-nucleotide messenger RNA. RefSeq names its product G protein-regulated inducer of neurite outgrowth 1 (gene gprin1). The record is from RefSeq and is a predicted model, not a curated record. Lineage: Eukaryota; Metazoa; Chordata; Actinopteri; Syngnathiformes; Syngnathidae. Gene Ontology annotation, biological process: neuron projection development. Bases 846 to 2582 code for a protein of 578 amino acids. The transcript has 3 exons. Gene Ontology annotation, cellular component: plasma membrane.